UAUGUUCUUAUAUAUCAGAAUGUGAUUUUUUAAGACUAACAAUUUUGUUUUUGUAUUUUGAACAGAACACCCUUUUGCGUAGUAAGCACCCAGAGUUGACAAGCACCAUAAAGAAAUCGACAUGUGUUUUAGCUGUUGUUUUGUUUGUAGCUUUGAACAUUGGACCUUUCAGCACUCUGAAGGAGCAGUGGAAACUAAACCGACCAGAUUUACUACCCAGCUCUAUGAUUCACCAUGGAAGAGCACUUCUGAAUUAUCAAGGAGAUGAGGAUGGUAGCAACAUUGAUAAACCACUUGUGUUUGGUCCAGCUGUCAAUAAAUUCCAUGACAGACAGACAGUCGCCAAGGUGGACCCGAGCAUGCUAAACACUUCACAGAAGAAGUCAUCACCGUUGAAAAGUAGAAAUGCUGAGAGGAGGGACUUAAUGGUGAUAAAGAACAAGUGGGACUUCCUUGGUGAUUCAAGACAGAAGAGAAGGAAUCUCAAAAGGAAGGAAAGGAACCUUAAGUCAAGAAGAAAGAUUGAAAGUAAACAACAGAAUGGAACACUAGAUGAUCAGUUUUACUGCCCAAGUUAUUUUAACAAGACAGAAGCAACAAGAAUUAAUGAAGCUCUGGAAGGUUGGGUGAAGAGAUAUGAGAAUCAACAGAUUUUGAAACAGAGAAAACAAGGACGGAGGCAGACCAAGAUGGAAUCUGCUAUCAAAGAGCUUGCCAGACUGGCAUCAAACUGUUCAGCAGAUGUCAAGAGGAAAAUCAACAGGCAUAAGUUUUCACGAAAGCACAAUCCAGCCUCCAAAAACGCAGUACAGUUAUUCCAAAGAGAAGAUAAGUUCAAGACGUUUGAGGAAGAAAUUAACAAGAAAUCAGACACGUUGUACAUUGUGUCUUUCCGAGGGGACCAUCUGGUGUUCCCUGCCACUGAAUACAACGCAACGCAAAGGCCCAAGAUGUCUUUUAUGAUAAUGGCGCCUCCUAACAGAACGGAAUGGCAGCAAGAUGACAACAGAGACAAAGACUUGGUUACCAUGAUGCAGAUCGACUGUCAAGUCAUGGACACCAAGUUUGUGACUAUCAAGAAGUCAAGCAUUCCCGUGCCCUCCACAGACAGUCCACAUUUUAGCACCCCAGCAUCAGUUUCUGUCCCGCAGGAUUACAGCGCACCGGCUGGGAACACGUUUGUGAAACCCGCCAAAUAAAACACCCCAAGUGUCUUACGUGAAAGAACGCGAAAAGGAAGAAAUAAAUAGUUUUGUUUUCGAGGGCAGCAAGAAGUAAAGCAAUGCCCAUCGAUUCAAUUACGGGUCAAAUCAUAGUUCAAAAAUUGCAAUUUGUGGACCCCAAAAAAGAAAUUAACUAAUAAUAUAAUAAAAGGUAAAAGUUUUAUGCCAUUUUCACUCAAAGUGUUUACUGCAUGAUGUACCAUGACAUAAGCUUUGUUACUCACCAGACGAAAAGUGUUCUCCAUGUCCCACCUUCCUUACGCACCAUACAUAUUUACCAAGUGGAAGAAAUUUUUUGCCGAAGGCAAUCUGUAGCUUUGUACAGUUUUUUUAUCGCUGCGUUUUAAGUUGCACAGAGUGUUUGGCGUUAAAUGACGUAGUUCACCGUUGAAUAAAGUAGACCUUGUGAAAUCUGUUGAGUACUAAUUACUGACUGCUGUCAUUUCAACUAAUGGUUCAACGACAUUACUUGUUUAACGAGACUUUUGUAAUGUAUUUGUGCAAUAAAAAUGAACGGAGUACGUCA
Molecule: messenger RNA, 1749 nt
Organism: Orbicella faveolata
Lineage: Eukaryota; Metazoa; Cnidaria; Anthozoa; Scleractinia; Merulinidae
Product: cyclic AMP-dependent transcription factor ATF-6 alpha-like
Biological process (GO): regulation of transcription by RNA polymerase II; endoplasmic reticulum unfolded protein response
Cellular component (GO): nucleus
Molecular function (GO): RNA polymerase II cis-regulatory region sequence-specific DNA binding; DNA-binding transcription factor activity, RNA polymerase II-specific
Source: RefSeq, a predicted model, not a curated record